AUACUUUUAAUAUACCUAGAAGAGACUGUACUUCGAAGCUUUUUUAAAAAAAUACGUCGUUACAUAUAAUAAUAUACAAUUAUAACUUAUAAACAGUUGACUAGGCAGAUUCAAGAUUACAAUAAUUAAUGUGUAUAGUUUAAAUUAUAAAUUAAUAUUAACACUUUUCUAAUCAUAAUAUUCUUGUUCCAAAACAGUGACGCGUAUGUGACUUACUGUUAACGAUAUAUAACAUAAUAUUAUUUUCAAAUUAAAACAGGUAAUUUUUGAAGAAAAAAAUCUCAAUAUUUUAUAAAGAAAUUGUGUAAAUUAUGAAUAAUACAUAUUUUAAGCAAUUUGGAUGCAAUUAAUAUUAAAUCAAAUAAUAUAUAUUGAAAUAGGAUAAUCAGAUCAAAAUACGUAAUAAAAAACUAUUUUUUGAAGCCAUUAAUAAUACUAUCAUUUACUCCACAUUAUGUACAGAGUAAUAACGGAUGCAGAUAAUAAAGUCAUACGGCCUCAAAAUCCAAGAAAAAAUGCAAAUAUAUUUGAAAUUAUUUCAUUUAGCUGGUUGUUAAAUCUAUUUAAGACAGGACAAAAAAGGGAUUUAGAAGAAGAUGAUUUAUAUACCACAUUAAACGAUCACAGUUCGUCAUUGUUAGGAAACGAAUUAGAAAAAAAAUGGAGAUUAGAACUUGCGAAUGCACAUAAGAAAAAUCGAAAUCCUAGUCUAUUGAGAAUUUUGAUUGGAAUAUUUGGGUAUGAAUUUAUGUUUUAUGGAUUUAUACUCUUUGUCGAUAAAGGUAUAUUGAGAGUAUCCCAACCUUUAUUUAUUGGUGGAAUAAUAUCAUAUUUCAACCCAAACGACUCUGACAAAGUGGACUUAGCGUAUGCAUUAAUUUGUGCAUUUGGUCUAGCAUUUAGUAUAUUUAUUUCAAUAAUUUUGUAUCACGCAGCACAAAUUGAAAUCUUACAUUGCGGGAUGAAAAUUCGAGUUGCUUGCUGUUCAAUUAUAUAUAGAAAGUUAUUACGCCUAAGUCACACAGCAAUUGGUAAUACUACAGUCGGCCGAGUGAUUAAUUUGUUAUCGAAUGAUGUAAGUCGAUUUGAUAAAUCAGCUACAUUUCUCCACUACAUAUGGAUUUGUCCACUGCACAUGAUUUUGGUCACGUAUUUGUUGUGGCAGGAAAUUGGUGUAUCUUCAUUAUUACCCAUAGUUGUACUGUGUUUUGUUAUUUGGUUUCAAGCAAUGUUAGGACGAAAACUUAGAGGGCAGCGAAAGAAAACAGCUAAAAAAACUGACGAAAGAAUACGUUUAAUGAAUGAAAUAAUUUCUGGCAUAAAAGUAAUCAAGAUGUACACUUGGGAAAUACCUUUUGGAAAACUAAUUGAAUAUUUAAGAAAAAUGGAAAUCCGACAUAUACAAAUAGGAAUGUACAUCAGGAAUACUAUGCUAGCAUUAGUAUUAAUUCAAUCAAGGUUUCAACUAUUUUUUAGUAUUUUGUCAUACGUAUUGCUAGGAAAUUAUAUCUCAGCACAAAAGGUUUUUAUCAUGUAUACUUUGUAUAAUAUAUCAAUCCUCCCUAUACAUUGUUUUAGUCAAAGUAUAUCGGAAGUAAUCGAAUUACAAGUUUCAAUCAAACGCAUACAGGAUUUCUUAUUACUAGAAGAGAAGGAUAAUCAAUUACCAAAUAAAUCAAAAUCUGGUGAACCAAUAAAUAAUACUCUAAACAAUUUAACAGAGCAUAUUGCAGGUGAUGAUGGAGUUUUAAGACAUAACACUAAACUUUCAAAUACUCAUAGUAUAGUAUUGUCAAAGGCAACUGCUAAGUGGACGGAUAUUCAGACAAACAACACUCUAGAAAACAUUAAUCUGUCUGUUGCACCAGGUCGAUUGAUCGGAAUUAUUGGUCCAGUGGGUGCUGGAAAGAGUUCAUUAUUUCAAGCUAUUCUACGAGAAUUACCACUUUCCGAAGGCUCCUUAGAUGUGCAUGGUGUAAUUUCUUAUGCAUCUCAAGAGCCGUGGGUAUUCUCUGGUUCAAUAAAACAGAAUAUCAUAUUCAAUUCACCAAUUGAUGAGUAUCGUUAUAAACAAGUAAUAAACGUAUGUGCUUUGAAAAAUGAUUUCGAAAAGUUUCCAUAUGGUGAUAAAACAACUGUGGGAGAAAGAGGAGUUACUCUAAGUGGAGGACAAAAAUCAAGAAUAAAUUUAGCUCGAGCCAUCUAUAAACAAGCAAAUAUUUAUUUAUUGGACGAUCCUCUUUCAGCUGUAGAUCCACACGUUAGCAGUCAUUUAUUUGAAAAAUGCAUUAAAGGUUUCCUUAAUGAAAAAACUUGUAUUUUAAUCACACAUCAAAUACAGUAUUUGACUAAGGUCGAUACAAUUUUCCACAUAGAUAAUGCACAAAGAAUAGUUGAAAGUACUUAUGAAGAACUUCAAACAAUCGAUUUAAGCUUUCUGAAAUCUCCUCAAUCUCCAGUCACGCCCGAUAAUCAAUCUAUAUCUUUUAAUAAUGAUAGUGAUUAUAGUGUUGGAAAAAAAUCUAUUUUUGAUCGAAAAAUAUCUGCAACGAGUGAUGUGUCAUUAAUGUAUGAUAGUAAAGAAAAUACAAAUCAAGAAGAACAAGUGAAAAUAGUUGAAAUUCGAUCUUCAGGAAAUAUUUCAUGGGAUACCUAUUUGGCAUAUUUUUUAGAUGGAGGAAAGAUAAGCAAAAUAUUAAGUUUAAUAUUUACGAGUAUUUUGUAUCAAACAGUGGCAUCUUGCGGAGAUUUAUGGAUUACAUAUUGGGUGAAACUAGAAGAAUCAGUAUUUUAUAACGAAAAUUCGUCUACGCCAACGACCAAAAAUUCAAUCAACACAAUUUUUCAGUGGCCAAUUAGUCGAGAAACAUGUAUUUAUGUUUUUUCUGCUAUUACUGCUUGUAUAAUAAUAGCAAUCAUCCUUAAUAUAUUUACUUUUGUAUUGGUUUGCAUGAGGGCUUCCACGAAUUUACACAAUAAUAUGUUUACCGCGUUGAUCAGAGCUAAAAUAAAUUUCUUUAAUACAAAUUUAUCAGGAUCUAUUCUUAACCGUUUUUCUAAGGACUUGGGUGCUAUAGAUGAUAUGUUGCCACAAACCUUGAACGACUGUUUACGUCAUGGAUUGAAUUGUAUGGCAGUUUUGAUCAUUGUUAUGUAUAUUAACAUUUACCUAAUAUUACCCACCAUCGUCUUAGCGUUUACCUUUUACAAGAUAACAGCAUUUUACUUGUCAUUGUCUCGAAGUGUAAAACGGUUGGAAGGAAUAACUCGUAGUCCUGUCUUUACUCAUUUGAAUGCGAGUAUUCAGGGUUUAACAACUAUAAGAGCAUUUGAAGCGGAAAACAUUUUGUCAAAUGAAUUUGAUGUCCAUCAAGACUUACAUUCUUCAGCGUGGUAUUUAUUUUUAACAUCAAGCAGAGCCUUUGGAUUUUGGUUAGAUAUUAUUUGCUUUAUCUAUACAUGUAUAGUCACAUUCAGUUUCUUGGCAUUAAGAAACAGUACAUUUGGAGGAAAUGUUGGGCUUGCUAUAACACAAGCUUAUGGACUAGCUGGAGUCUUGCAAUGGAUGAUGAGGCAAAUGGCUGAAUUAGAAAACAACAUGACGUCAGUUGAAAGGGUACUAGAAUACACAAAUUUACCCCAAGAAGGUUCUAUUGAACCAUGCUCAGAUAAAAAAACACCAUUAAAUUGGCCUUCAGACGGACAAGUUACAUUCAUAAACUUUUAUUUACGAUAUGAACCGAAUUCACCGUGUGUUAUAAAUCACCUCAAUUUAAAUAUCGAAUCAAUGCAAAAAAUAGGAAUUGUUGGUAGAACUGGCGCAGGAAAAUCGUCUUUAGUCGGGUCAUUAUUUAGAUUAGCUUUCCAUGAAGGUAAUAUCAUCAUUGACGGUAUUGAAAUUCAUGAAAUUGAUCUGUAUGAGUUACGGUCCAAGCUCACUAUCAUUCCUCAACAACCAGUAUUGUUUUCGGGAACAGUUCGAAAAAAUUUGGAUCCUUCAGAAGAAUACCCAGAUCAUAUUCUUUGGAACGCAUUAGAUGAAGUGGAGCUUAAAGAUAUUGUUGAAAAUUUACCAGAUGGUCUUAGUUCAAAAAUUUCUGAAGAUGGUUCCAAUCUCAGUGUUGGUCAAAGACAAUUAGUAUGCCUUGCUAGGGCUAUUGUUCGAAAUACCAAAAUUCUUGUACUGGAUGAAGCCACUGCUAACGUCGAUCAACAAACUGAUUUAUUGAUUCAAAGGACAAUCAGAAAUAAAUUCCGAGCAUGUACUGUCUUAACAGUUGCUCAUCGGUUAAACACUGUUAUUGAUUCGGACAAGGUGCUUGUUAUGGAUACAGGAUCAAUGGUCGAAUUUGACCACCCGCAUAAUUUAUUGCAAAAUAAAGAAGGAGCUUUUUACAAAAUGGUAGAACAAACGGGACACGAUACAGCUGAUUUAUUGCAUAGAUUAGCCGCAGAGAGUUAUAAAAUGGCAAGUUUAAAUGUUGUAACUUAAUCAAAAUCAUUCAUUAAGUAUGCAGAUCAAAUCGCCAAGAAAAACUCAUAAGUAAAUUAGUAUAAGUAUUAAGUGAUUGUUUAUAUUUCAAAUUGAA
Molecule: messenger RNA, 4589 nt
Organism: Acyrthosiphon pisum (pea aphid)
Lineage: Eukaryota; Metazoa; Arthropoda; Insecta; Hemiptera; Aphididae
Product: multidrug resistance-associated protein 4
Exons: 27
Coding region: 455-4492 (1345 amino acids)
Biological process (GO): transmembrane transport
Cellular component (GO): membrane
Molecular function (GO): ATP hydrolysis activity; ABC-type transporter activity; ATP binding
Source: RefSeq, a predicted model, not a curated record